UACCCGUGCACAGCCUGUGAAUGCAAUCUGUCAACCAAUCGCAGCGCAGGAGGAGCGCUACUACUGACCAAUCCUCGCUCAGGAGGGCGGGACAUUUGCGAAGACGGGCGGGAAAAAAACAUUCCGCCGGUUCUGCAAUUAGUGGCGCUUCUGUAGCGCUGUUUAGUGGAUCUGUCGAACCGGUCUGGACUGAGUCAAUGACUGAGCGGGUUCUGCUGCUUCGUGUGUGUGUGUGUGUGUCUGUGUGUGUUUAUGAGAGUGUGUGUGUGUGAGUGUGUGAGCGUGUGAGGGGGGACUCUCCAUCUCCCGUGAACUCCUUUUCUCCGUCUAAAUUCGUCAAAGGCUCUAUUUCCAGGACAGCAUGCACCCUUCUUCAUUCCUGUCAUUGUGGCUCGAGGCUGAUCUGAAUUCAGCGGUCAGAAGGUGACCACCUCAGUGCUUCAGCCCUUCGGCUCUGCACGAAUAUGCCUGGAUUGCAUGAUGGACUCCAACAGUGCAGAGCCUGGCCAAUAUGUGCCCUCCAGCACCCUGGGACCACCACUUUACCACCCACAGUCCUCUGCAUGGCCACUGCUUCAGAGCACGGAUGACUCCAACACCUCUUUCCUGCAGGGUGCUCUGAACCUCAGUGCUGUUUACGGAAUCAACGGAAGCGAUCCCAAAAUCGAAAGCCGCACGUAUGACCCUUUGGGCGGUCACUCGCUAUGGCAGGUCAUCCUCAUCGUCCUCUUCACUGGACUGCUCUCGCUUAUCACCAUCAUUGGCAACAUUCUGGUCAUGGUGUCUUUUAAGGUCAACCGGCAGCUCAAAACUGUCAAUAACUACUUCCUGCUCAGUCUGGCCUUCGCCGACCUCAUCAUCGGGGUCAUAUCCAUGAACCUGUACACAGCCUAUAUAGUGAUGGGGCAGUGGGCCAUGGGCAACUGGGCGUGUGAUCUCUGGCUAGCUAUAGACUAUGUGGCCAGUAAUGCGUCCGUCAUGAACUUGCUGGUGAUCAGCUUCGAUCGGUACUUUUCCAUCACACGGCCGCUGACGUACCGUGCCAAACGCACCACCAAGCGGGCGGGGGCGAUGAUCGGACUGGCUUGGCUCGUGUCGCUGAUGCUCUGGGCGCCGGCAAUCUUGUUUUGGCAGUACUUUGUCGGGGAGAGGACGGUUCCGCCCGAUAAGUGCUAUAUCCAAUUCCUGUCAGAGCCGAUUAUUACCUUCUGUACAGCAAUGGCAGCCUUUUACCUGCCUGUAACUAUUAUGAGUGUGCUGUACUGGAGGAUUUAUAAAGAGACUGAGAAUCGUUCCCGAGAGCUGGCAGGUCUUCAAGGCUCAGGAGGACGACUAGGAGUUCCAGAGAGACCGCAUUUCCACCUUCAUGCCACGAGAGGAAGCUCUAGGAGCUGCAGCAGUUUCGAGCUGGGACGUUCCGCCCAGAGACGCAGUUCCUUGCUCACUGGCCGCUUCCGCUGUUGGAAGUGGAGGCCUGGUGGAGCAGGGGCGGUUGGAACCCACAGCAAGGGAGAGGACCAGAGCAGCUGUGACAGCUGGAACAACAACGAUGCGGGACUUUCCGCCGAUCAUUCUGGCUCCUCCGACGAGGAAGAAAAUGCACCGUCAGCUGCCCGUGCCAUCUUCUCAAUCGUCCUCAACUUGCCUGGCAUGAGAGCCGCCGUGACUUCCCAGGUCACCUCCUGUGAAGACUUGGACGCCGCUUCUGAAGAAGACCCGCUUCGAGGAAGCAGAGAGGAUGACAAGAGCGAUAGUCUUUCCCGCUCGGUCAGCAACGGCAACAAGCGCUUCGCCACCAACAUCGCCAAAGUGCAGUCCAUGCCUGCCAUCGAGGCUUCAACCACUAGCAUAGACCCAGCCGCCGCCACCGCCAUGAAAUCCCCGUCCGCGCCUAUAACUUUCAAAGAGGCGGCACUCGCAAAGCGCUUCGCUGCUCGGGCGCGGACGCAGAUCACCAAAAGGAAGCGCAUGUCGCUGAUUAAAGAGAAGAAAGCUGCCCAGACGCUUAGCGCCAUCCUCUUCGCUUUCAUCAUCACAUGGACGCCUUACAACAUCAUGGUGCUUGUGAACACUUUCUGCAAUGGCUGCAUUCCAGAGUCCCUGUGGGCCCUUGGGUACUGGCUGUGCUAUGUGAACAGCACCGUCAACCCAAUGUGUUACGCACUGUGCAACAAGACCUUCCGGCGCACAUUCAAGAUGAUCCUGCUUUGCCGCUGGAAUGAGCAAAAGAGCAAGCAAAGCUUUCUCCAGAGACAGUCAGUUCGCUUCCACAGGAGCAUACCAAGAGACUCCACAUAGCACAUCCGUGGUUCAAGUAUGACCUGUACGACCAACCUGUGGGUUUAGUCAGUAAGUGGAAUCCCACAGAGGCGGUUUAGAGACUCCGCAAGGUUCAAGUUUACUUUGGCGCAAAGGUUGAUCAGUGUCUGCAGUUUCAGAACAAACGGUUUGGGUUUUUGAACCAGUGUUCUACCUUCAGGUUGUUUCUUAGUCGUGUGUGAAAUGUAUAAAGGAAUAAAGGAAAAGGGCUUUGGGCUUUAACUUUGGACUUUGCCUUGAACAAGUGCAAUUGUCGUGCAAAAGUUCCCUCCCGCAGAAGACAAGGACAAGUACCUCCGUUGGGUGAACGCCUUGGAUGAACUUGUGGUUUGAAAGCAGCUGCUCAGUAUCUUUUUAUUUUAAUCGUCUAAGAAAUACUAUGAGAAAUCUGAACAGUUUCAAAUAGAAGAAAACUCAAGAAAACGGAAUCUAUGAAUCUCUUUCACUGAACAAAAUGUAAAUUUCAGGGUUUGGAAAUUUUCAUUGGACUUUAUUCUUGAAAAUAAACAUAACACGAACAUUAAUUGAAUCCUAAUUCUGAUGCAGAGUUAAAACGAUUUACGGUGUAAAUGGUGUAAACAACUACAGUUGAAGUGAUUUAUUCGUAACUAAACUUUGGCUGUUUUUUUUUUUUUUUUUUUUUCUGUGAACGUGUUGCAACAAAGGUCUUACAUGUCUGUAAGAUGUGGGUAUAUGAAUGUCCUUCUGUAUAAUGUAAACAGAAACACAAGUUGAACAGAUCCUACCCUUUGCUGUUGGGUGGGUGAAGGACUUUUUGACUAUUUCUCCCUCUGAACUCUGCUCUGGUAGGCCAUGAGUGCUGUUUACAUGAUUUUGUUACAAGUGCUACAAGUAUUUCAAUAGCUGUUCUUGCGGUAUUGAGUGCGUAUUGGCGAUUCCGUUGUUUGUACUUUAUGGGGCUACCUUGUGCUUGCUUGAACACUGAACACAAGGGGCCUAUUGGGGAAAUAUUUUGUAAUAUUAUCUCUAGCAGUGUGUGAUGAUGACGUAUUUAAAAAGAUGUUGAUAAUGCAGAUAUGUUGGUGUUGUGGGUCCAGAUUUGGUUUGGUUCGCUUUGUUGUGGAUCUCUUUGCUCAGCGCUUUUCUUGGCCCUUUAUCUCUUAAAGCUUUUUUUUUAUUAUUAUUAUUUUGCUUAAUUUUUUUCUUUAGCAAAAAUUACACUUCAUUUUGCAUUUUUAGUAUUUGGAAUAUUCGUUUUGAUGUAUUUUAGCAGUUAAACAAGAUCAAACCUAUUGGUUGUAUUCAGAUUCAGCCCAGAAAGAAAAAUAACGUCUUCUUCUCUGGCAGUGUAAUAUAAAUGGAGCAGCAGCGCCCUCUGCUGGACACAACGUGAACUUACACAUCAGAUUUAAAAUACUAUAAAUACAUUUUACAGAGCCAGACUCCAGAACACAGAUUUAACAUAUUUCUAAACUCCUAAAAUAAGUGGAUAGUUAAACAGCCUACAGCUCUUGAAAAAAAUAAGAGAUCACUUCAGUUUCUGAAUCAGUUUCUCUGAUUUUGCUAUUUAUAGGUAUAUGUUUGAGUAUAAUAACAUUCUUGUUUUAUUCUAUAAACUACAGACAACAUUUCUCCCAAAUUCCAAAUAAAAAUAUUGUCAUUUAGAGCAUUUAUUUGCAGAAAAUGUGAAAUUGCUGAAAUAACACAAAAUUAAAAAAUGCAAAGCUUUCUUAUUCAUAACAUUUUAAGAGUUCAGAAAUUAAUAUUUGGUGGAAUAAUCCUGUUUUUUAAUCACAGUUUUCAUGCACCUUGGCGUGUUUUCUCCUCCACCAGUCUUACACACUGCUUUUGGAUAACUUUAUGUCACUCCUGGUGCAAAAAUUUAAGCAUUCAGCUUGGUGUGAUGACUUGUGAUCAUCCAUCUUCCUCUUGAUUAUAUUCCAGAGGUUUUCAAUUUGGUAAAAUCAAGGAAAAACAUCAUUAUUAAGUGGUCUUCCAUUUUUAUCCAGAGCUGUACAUUUAGUAGAUUAUAUAUAU
Molecule: messenger RNA, 4317 nt
Organism: Astyanax mexicanus (Mexican tetra)
Lineage: Eukaryota; Metazoa; Chordata; Actinopteri; Characiformes; Acestrorhamphidae
Gene: chrm3a
Product: cholinergic receptor, muscarinic 3a
Exons: 3
Coding region: 478-2298 (606 amino acids)
Biological process (GO): G protein-coupled receptor signaling pathway, coupled to cyclic nucleotide second messenger; regulation of vascular associated smooth muscle contraction; chemical synaptic transmission
Cellular component (GO): dendrite; plasma membrane; synapse
Molecular function (GO): G protein-coupled acetylcholine receptor activity; G protein-coupled serotonin receptor activity
Source: RefSeq, a predicted model, not a curated record